Molecule: messenger RNA, 1485 nt
Organism: Polypterus senegalus (gray bichir)
Lineage: Eukaryota; Metazoa; Chordata; Cladistia; Polypteriformes; Polypteridae
Product: heterogeneous nuclear ribonucleoprotein A/B-like
Exons: 9
Coding region: 136-1134 (332 amino acids)
Biological process (GO): regulation of gene expression
Cellular component (GO): nucleoplasm
Molecular function (GO): RNA binding
Source: RefSeq, a predicted model, not a curated record
UUGUUGAGCGGACGAUUUUAUCCGGUGCUAUAAAAUCAGCCACGAGUUGGCAAUACGAGGGAGAGUCCAUCUUGACGAGCGGUCGGAAGCUCCGAUUGUGUGAAAUAUUUAACAUCUGAAACGCCACAAUCUACCAUGUCUGACACCGAGCAGCAACUGAUGGAGACUUCUGAAAACGGCCACGAAGGAGAGGACUUGAAUGGAGCCGAAGCGGCGGAGCAGUCAGAAACCGCGGCGGGAGAAGGGGCUGGCGGUGAUGGGCAGAAUGGCGCAACAGAAGGCGAUCAGAUCAACGCCAGCAAAAGUGAAGAGGAUGCGGGAAAAAUGUUUGUUGGUGGACUAAGUUGGGACACUAGCAAGAAAGAUCUUAAGGACUACUUUUCCAAGUUUGGCGAGGUUACGGAUUGCACUAUCAAGAUGGAUCCCAACACGGGGAGAUCAAGAGGGUUUGGGUUUAUUCUUUUUAAGGAUGCUGCCAGUGUAGACAAGGUCCUUGAGCAGAAAGAGCACCGACUAGACGGCCGGCAGAUUGACCCAAAGAAGGCUAUGGCUAUGAAAAAAGAUCCUGUGAAAAAAAUAUUUGUUGGAGGCUUAAAUCCAGAAACAACAGAAGAGAAAAUCAGGGAAUACUUUGGGACCUUUGGAGAGAUUGAGUCAAUUGAGCUUCCAAUGGACCCUAAAUCAAAUAAGAGAAGGGGCUUUGUGUUUAUUACAUUUAAAGAUGAGACUCCAGUUAAGAAAAUUCUGGAGAAGAAAUAUCAUAAUGUCAGUGGAAGCAAGUGUGAAAUUAAAAUUGCCCAACCUAAGGAGGUUUAUCAACAGCAACAGUUUAGUAGCCGGGGAGGUGGAAGCUUCUCUGGAAGAGGCAGAGGUGGUCGUGGUGGUGGUAGUAGCAGUGCCCAAAACCAAAGCUGGAACCAAGGGUAUAAUAACUACUGGAAUCAGGGCUAUGGCAGUCAAGGGUAUGGCUAUGGUGGACAGCAAAGUUAUGGUGGCUAUGGAGGUUAUGGCAAUUAUGACUAUGCUGGAUACUAUGGAUAUGGUCAAGGUGGCUAUGACUACAACCAGGGUAAUACAAGCUAUGGGAAAACUCCAAGACGUGGCGGUCACCAGAGUAGCUACAAGCCAUACUGAUAACACGUUGUGCAGGUAUAAAAUAAAAUACAAGAUCCUGGGUCCCCUUCAUGCUGCUGCAUUAAAUACAGGGGGUUAACUUUCCUUUUGGAGUUGGCAGACUUAAAGACUUGUGCUCCAUUUGUACAGAACAAGUGAGGAACUGGGGAAGCAAGUGUCACUUUUCCACUUUUAUUUUAUAUUGUUUUGUGUCCAUAUACAUUUCCAGUAAUGGAAGUGUUAUUUUUACUGUACUUUUUGGUACCUAUUUUGAAUCUAAUGUAUUGUAAGGUUGUAUUUUACAUGUCUACUGGAUUUACCACAAUAUACGAUCAAAGCUGGGAAGCUUUUGAAAUAAACAAUUUUAAGUAA